This is a messenger RNA of Equus caballus (horse), 7726 nucleotides long. The record is from RefSeq and is a predicted model, not a curated record. NCBI's taxonomy places the organism in Eukaryota, Metazoa, Chordata, Mammalia, Perissodactyla, Equidae.
AUGAAUAUUCACAGGGGAGAGGUGGGUAUUGACUUGCGCAGGCUCAGUUGGAAAACACACUUCCACACACACUACAGGUUAUGGCAAUAAGGCCUGAGCUCCUCCUGCAGAGAUCUUAGCAUUGAAAAUAAGGCAAAGGUCAGAGGCGGAGCUCUCGUGGUGAGGCUGGUCUGGUUCAGGAAGGUUGGUGACUGCAUCUCCUCAGCAUAACAAAAGGGAAAAGAACAGUUUGGAAAAACAGUUAAAUGCUUCCAGACUCACCCUUGAAUUCCUCAGGGCAACUAGUGAGUGACGGAUUAGGAUCGCUGAUGGCGUACGGCUGGUCCUGCUCUCUGGAGCUCGUGGAGCCAUGAUUGUGAGCCCCUGGUCGGAUGGUGUCGUGGGGCAGGCAGAGUGCACCCUCAAAUGGGCGGCCUUGGUGGCUUUGCUUAUGGUGAAAGAGCAGAUGGAGGGUGCAUCACAGGCCCUCAAAUCAGUGAUUCAGUAACAGGGGGUAGGGGGUGGGGUAGAUUCUUUCAGGUAGCACAGAGUUGCCUGCUUCGUGAGCUUACGCUUAAAGAAAUGGCAGGCUUUGAACCUCGGCCUCCUCGCCCAAGAUUGGCAGGAGGAAGUUGGUGCUGAGCUCGUGGCGGCAGGAAGGAGCCUCCGCUGGGGCAGCUCAGACCCUCUUAGUGGGAGUGGCAGCCCUGCGGUCAGUGCAUGCAGGUGGCUGAGGAAUUGCCAAGUGGUCAUUAUUUGCAAACAAACGACUAAACAAAGACAGAUUGGCAACUGGGCUUCUCCUGAAUGCCAUGCUCGGGGAGCCAGAAAAGGAGGUGCUUUUGGCAUUGUCCACUCUGCCUACUUUUAACAUUUUUCCUAAGAGGGAUGAACAGUCUUUCUUCUCCAAGGCAGGCUGUGUGUGUGUAUGUGCACACAUGUAGGGGGGUGUUUUGUGUGUGUACGCAUGCGUGUGUGUGUGCUUUUUGUGUGUAUUGUAUGUUAGGUGCAUGCACGUGUGGGUAUUGUGUCAUGUGCGCACACGUAUAUGUUGGGUGUGCAUUUGUGUGGGGUAUGUGUGUGUGUGCACAAGUGCAGAGGCAUCCCAGUGUCCCUGGGAGGGAGCCUGAGUCCUUCCGGCUCUGCUCUGAGUCAUACCUGGUGCACUCGCUCUGCAGCCAUGACUCACUGUGCAGAUAAACAAAACCCAAAAAGUCCCCUGGGUCUACCAAGAGAUAACUAUCUGGCCAUUGAAGAUGAGGUGGCUGAUUAAUCCAGGGAGGUUAGGAUGACUGUGCACGUCCUCCCAGGAAGGCAGACUGGCAAAGAACUGGUUUGCAAACACCUCAUCCGGAAAUCGAAGUUCAGCCAAAAGCCUUUUAGAUAAAAGUGUAUCUACCUGGUCUGCUUGUCCCUUUCGCUUUAUGGUCAUAGGGUUCCUGCUCCCGCCACUCUGUGAAAGGGGCCUCUCAGGGUUGCCAAGUCCAGGGGGUCCCAGGCCUGCCCUGGCCUGGCCUGGCCUUGCCGCCACACGGCCAUGGCCACAGUGGAGUCCCUCCUUCCUGAAAUGCCCUGCUGGUGUCCAUCCCACCUCUUGUCUAUCUUGUCCUGGGUUAAACCCUUGUUUGCGUCUCUGCGUCCUCUGCAGGGGCUUUGUCCACACUCACGGGGCAGCAUGUUCCUGGAGGCCUGCCAUGCCCUGGGAUCACACUCCCUCAUUGACUCCUCCUUCUGUGACCAGGUGAUAUUAACUCCAUUGAGAGAGAGGGAAACUGAGGCUGGAAGUGGUUAAGGAACGUAUCCAGGGUCAUCCUGCUGGGCAAUGGGAGUUGGUACAUGGAAGCUGGACCCAGGCUGCUGUCCCAGAGCCCAGUGCUGACCUGCUUUCACUCUCCAUCCCGCCUCUCCUCCCCCGGGGACCCCAGAUGCCCUCUGUUAAAAUUACAUCUGUGAGGUGAGACAUCCCGUCUCCCACUAGUGUUAAAACAUAUGUUCUUUAGCCCAGAAAGGAAAGCACCAUAAAUCCAUCACGAGUGUUUGAUGACCAGGUUUAUCCUAUCACCUUGGGAACAAAGAAGGUGGUCCUGAUGAUAGGAUGGGGACCCAGAAGUAGAAUAUUUUCGUGUAGGAGGGAGGAGUGCAGAAAUUUGGAGGCAUCUUUUCUUCUGGCCCCAGGCGUGGGGUCUGGCGCGCUGUGACUGCCUCUUGGUGUCUUCUGAAGCUGGUCCCGUGUAAGUUCCAGGUUAAAAGGAUCGCCGUCUAGUGCUGGAAGUACUGCAAUUAGCGCAUGUUAAUUAAAGCGAAGGGUAAUGUUCCUUAGCUUACAGCAGAUCCUGGGCACUGUUAGGAGUGGGCUUUAUGGAGAGAUGUUAGCUGAGUUAGUUUCUUUCUCAGCAAUCGGGACCUGUGCAGGUCACACGUGCAGCUCAGUUGUACGCACUGAAUCUCCUUGUAGCUGACUCCGCCUGCCAUACUGUAACCGAUCUGCUACUUUCUUCUCUUUUUGUCAGUAGAAUAAUAGAGAGUAACAAAUGGGCUGGUAGUCAAUAUCUGGAAACAGACAACCCUUCCUUAACCCAGUGCUUUUUUCCUUUGGGGAUUAAGGGAUAGAAUUUCAGCUCAAUAGUAUAGCCGCAAACUCAUGGAAUUCCCGUAGUCCAGGGAAGCUGCGGGCCUGAUGUUCAAGUCCUCCGCAGCGGAAUUACUAAUGAAUGUGUGAUCUGAGCGUGAUCUAGCUGCCUGGAAAGCUGCCCUGUAAGGGAGCAGGCCAGUAAGAAAUGGAAAGGACCAGCAGCAUCGCCCAGGCCGGCCCUGCCAGGCCAGGCUAGAGUUACUCAGAUAAAGGACAGCACAUCUGAUAACUGCCACAGCCCCACCUCAUGACGCUCAGCACUGUGCUUUUUGUCCUUUUAAAGCUCCCUUGUGCUACAAUGUCAGUGGGGGCCAGCAGGCCCAUGAGGAGUUGGUACCCUGUGUGCGGGCAGAGGAGGAGAUAUGUGUCUUUAAUGUAUCGGUUUCAUCUGCCUCUAUGCAGGUGCUAUCACACUGGAAGCUUGUGGAAGCUGUGUUGUGUGUUGACUUAGUGGCAUGUUCAAGAACACACUGGCAGAAGGCCAGGCCAGCUACAAGUCAAGUCAAGUCUUGACUUGCGUUGUCAAGUACAGGCCUCACUAGUGCCGUCAACUAGGUUUUGGGGCUAUGGCUUGUUCAUUUCAUUCAGUCCUUUUCCAGUCGCUCUCUGCUACUUGGCAAGACUAUUUACAUGGAUGAUGGAGUGUCGUCUUUUGUCCAGAUCAGAGGCUCCGUUCCGCUGUUUUGGGAGCAGCCAGGACUCCAGGUUGGCUCGCAUCAUCUGAGACUCAACAGAGGCCUGGAAGCCAAUGCCCCUGCUUUCGACAGGCAUAUGGUGCUUCUGAAGGAGCAGUAUGGGAAGCAAGUGGUCGUGAACCUGCUGGGGAGCAGAGGCGGAGAGGAGGUGCUCAACAGAGCGUUCAAGAAGUUGCUCUGGGCUUCCUGCCAUGCUGGCGACACGCCUAUGAUCAACUUUGACUUCCAUCAGUUUGCCAAAGGCGGCAAGCUAGAGAAAUUGGAGAACCUGUUGAGGCCCCAGCUGCAGCUGCACUGGGAUGACUUUGAUGUGUUCACCAAGGGCGAGAAUGUAAGUCCACGUUUUCAGAGAGGCACUUUGCGUAUGAACUGUCUCGACUGCCUGGACCGAACCAACACAGUGCAGGGCUUCAUCGCGCUCGAGGUCCUUCAUCUGCAGCUCGAGAGCCUAGGGCUGAACUCAAAGCCCAUCGCUGACCGCUUCGUGGAGGCCUUCAAAGCCAUGUGGUCUCUGAACGGGCACAGCCUGAGCAAGAUGUUCACGGGCAGCCGGGCCCUGGAAGGGAAGGCCAAGGUGGGGAAGCUGAAGGAUGGGGCCCGGUCUGUGUCUCGCACUAUCCAGUCCAACUUCUUUGAUGGUGUGAAGCAGGAGGCCAUCAAGCUGCUGCUGGUUGGGGACGUCUACGCCGAGGAGGCUGCUGACAAGGGAAGGAUGCUCUUGGACAACACAGCCCUGCUGGUGACUCCCAGGGUCCUGAGAGCGAUGUCGGAGCGCCAGUCGGAAUUCACACAUUUCAAGCGGCUCCGGAUUGCCAUGGGAACCUGGAAUGUGAACGGGGGCAAGCAGUUCAGGAGCAACCUCCUGGGGACAGCGGAGCUGGCCGACUGGCUGCUCGACUCGCCCACGCUUUCCGGAGCCGAGGAAUCCCCGGAUGACAGCAGCCCAGCUGACAUAUUUGCCGUGGGGUUUGAAGAGAUGGUGGAACUGAGCGCAGGGAAUAUUGUCAAUGCCAGUACCACCAACAGGAAGAUGUGGGGUGAGCAGCUUCAGAAAGCCAUCUCACGGUCUCAUAGGUACAUUCUCUUGACUUCAGCACAGCUGGUGGGCGUCUGUCUUUAUAUCUUCGUGCGUCCGUACCAUGUCCCAUUCAUCAGGGAUGUGGCGAUCGACACAGUGAAGACCGGCAUGGGAGGGAAGGCAGGAAACAAAGGUGCCGUGGGCAUCCGCUUUCAGCUCCACAGCACCAGCCUCUGCUUCGUGUGCAGCCACCUGACGGCCGGGCAGUCCCAGGUGAAGGAGAGGAACGAGGACUACAGGGAGAUCACCCAGAAGCUGAGCUUCCCGACGGGAAGAAAUAUUUUCUCUCACGAUUACGUGUUUUGGUGCGGGGAUUUCAACUACCGCAUCGAUCUCACGUAUGAAGAAGUCUUCUAUUUUGUCAAACGCCAAGACUGGAAGAAACUUCUGGAAUUCGAUCAGCUACAGCUACAGAAAUCAAGUGGAAAAAUUUUUAAAGACUUUCACGAAGGCGCCAUUAAUUUUGGACCCACCUACAAGUAUGAUGUCGGCUCUGCCGCCUACGACACAAGUGACAAAUGCCGCACCCCCGCCUGGACAGACAGGGUCCUGUGGUGGAGGAGGAGGCAUCCUUUUGACCGAACAGCUGGAGAACUCAACCUCCUAGACAACGAUCUAGACGCGGACACCAAAGUCAGACACACCUGGUCUCCUGGCGCCCUCAAGUAUUACGGCCGAGCGGAGCUACAAGCAUCUGAUCACAGACCCGUGCUGGCGAUCGUGGAGGUGGAAGUACAAGAAGUCGAUGUGGGUGCUCGGGAGAGGGUGUUCCAGGAAGUGUCCUCUUUCCAGGGUCCCCUGGACGCCACCGUCGUAGUCAACCUUCAGUCGCCAACCUUAGAAGAGAAAAACGAGUUUCCUGAGGACGUGCGCAUCGAGCUCAUGGAGACCUUGGGGAAUUAUGGGACAAUCGUCCUUGUCAGGAUCAACCAAGGGCAGAUGCUGGUGACUUUUGCAGACGGUCACUCGGCUCUCAGCGUCCUGGAUGUGGAUGGUAUGAAGGUGAAAGGCAGAGCCGUGCAGAUCAGACCGAAGACCAAGGACUGGCUGAAAGGUUUGCAGGAGGAGAUCGUCCGAAAGCGGGACAGCCUGGUCUCCAUGUCUCCCACUGCCAACUCCUGUCUGCUGGAGGAGAACUUCGACUUCACAAGUUUGGACUAUGACUCAGAAGGGGAUAUUCUCGAAGAUGAUGAAGACUAUUUGGUGGAGGAGCUGGGGCAGCCUGUGGUCUCAGACGGUGAACUGGGGGGAGACGACAUUUCCGAUACCCCCAGCUCCACAGCAGCGGCACCUCCCAGCAAGUCACCUGCACUCGUCAAAAAGAAGCAGCAUCCGACCUACAAAGAUGAUGCUGACCUGGCGGAGUUAAAGCAGGAGCUGGAAGCAGUUGGGGAUUCGCACCACCGCUCUCCAAGCAGGUCUCUGUCGGUGCCCAGUAGGCCUCGGCCACCUCACCCACCGCAGAGACCGCCCCCUCCAACUGGUUUAAUGGUGAAAAAGUCGGCUUCGGAUGUGUCCAUCUCCUCUGGCACCCACGGGCAGUAUUCGAUUUUGCAGACAGCAAAACUUCUCCCGGGAGCACCACAGCAAGCACCCAAAGCUAGGACUGGGAUAAGUAAACCUUAUAACGUCAAGCAGAUCAAAACCACCAAUGCUCAGGAGGCGGAAGCAGCAAUCCGAUGUCUCCUGGAAGCCAGAGGAGGCACCCCGGGAGAAGCCCUAAAUGCCAUGGCCCCAAGGGACCAAGGGUCUUCCAAACCAGAGCCCACAGCGGGGGUGGCCCCACUCCUGCCCCGUCGGCCAGCACCCAGAGUUCCUGCCAUCAAGAAGCCAACCUUGAGGAGGACAGGAAAGCCCACGUCACCGGAAGAAAACUUUGGACAACAGACUGCCCAUUUUACAAUCGGGCCCCCGGAGACGAGCCUUGAAACUCCUCCUCUAACGACAGUCCCACCUGUUCCCAAACCAAGAACACUUCAGCCUGGGAAAGGUGUGGAGAGGAGGCCAAGUGGCGGGAAGCCAGUGCCCAACAAUGCCCCUCCGGUGGCUGGAGCCACCAUGCCACCCCCUCUGCAGGUUCCACCUCUCGUGCCCCAGGUCCCCCCAAGGAGGAAGAAGUCAGCCCCCGCCACCUUCAAUCUGCAGGUUCUGCAGAGCAACAGCCAGCUUCUCCAGGGCCUCACCUGCAGCAGUAGCCCCAGCAGUGACUGUCCCCCUGCACGCCAGCCUGACGGGGGUGCCCUCCUUCCACAACCAGCUUUUCUUGGCACUUCAUCUGCUGCAAGCCCAGAAACUGAUGGCCCCAAAGAGCUGAAGUCAGAGGCAGCCUCCCUUCUGGAUGACCAUCAGGAUCCCUUCUGGAGCCUUCUCCAACACCCUAAGCUGCUGAAUAAUGCCUGGCUUUCCAAGAGCUCUAACCGCCUGGACACGGGGACCACGAACCUUGGAAGGGCGCACACAGCCCCACCCCAUGUCAGCGCCUCAGCUGCCGAGGAGCCGCCAGCGGAGCACAGGCAAAAAGACUUCGGUCACUGGGUGACGGUCAGUGACAAGGACAAGAGGACGGUGCUACAGGUGUUUGACCCACUGGCGAAAACAUGAGUGGGAAACCUUGACCCCCACUUCCUUGGAACGUGUGCCUCCUUCCCUUAGGCAUCACUUUACAGGGAAAAGCCCAGAGUCAAAAGAGACAUCUAUUUAAAGGCACAUUGAAAAAACAUUUGUACUUCUGUCCCUCUUGUGUAGUUUACAAACCUUGUGUCUCUUAUUGAAUAAGAUGAUUAUUCAGCCACCAAGAUAUGCUUUAUUCCAGACUUGUGCGUUUGAAGUGUCCUCUCAGGGGUGUGGGAAACCGCUGGUUAGGUUCACUGUAUGGAUUUUAGGAGACAGAGUCUGGCCGGUAAUGCCCAAGAAGCUCUCUCCUAUUGAUGGUUGUUCAAUUUAUGUGUGUAUGUGGUGUUUUUAAAAUUUUAUUUGUACUUUACAGAUUUGAAGUAACUUUCUGGCGAACCACCUAAGGCUUGAUGCAUAAAGUAAGGAUUAGACUGAAAGGUGGUCGGGGCCAUUAAGAGCUGUACGUGGCCCGCUGACACCGGCUUAAAAAGUCAGAGUGGGAAGCAGCCCAUAGAUCAAGCAAUGACUAGACUGUACGUUCCCAUGAGCCCUUGUUGACUUACGCACAUGUAGAUGAAUCUUGAUUACGUGUGAUCCUGUGGGAGAUGGUGUCUUACACUGUUCUGGUUCUGAAGUACAUACCAUUAGCUUAACCUGAGCUUAAACUGGGGAAAGACUCCUGUACCACGUCUUAGACAUUGCAUGCCCCAUAAAUUGCUAUCGUCCUGA